AUGGUGUCACUGCUCAACCUGCUCACGCUCGCCCCCGCGGUUGUCUCUGCCCUUUCCAUCAGCCGAAUUGCUCCGGGAGCCAACCCAGGAAAGCACUUUGGCCAUGAAAUCGCCCAGAGAGACUCGGCUUGCCGCUGUUUCCCCGGCGAAGACUGCUGGCCGACAACGGCCAAGUGGGCGGCCUUCAACCAGACCGUCGGUGGGCGUCUCAUCGCGACGGUGCCUAUCGGCGCUGUCUGCCACGAUAGCUCGUUCGGUGCCUACGACGAGGCCCAGUGCGCGGCUUUGCAGAAUAGCUGGGCCAGCUCCGAGACGCACAUUCAGACCUCGUCGUCGGUGAUGGCCGCCUUCUUCGCCAACCAGAGCUGCGACCCUUUCGUCGACCGCACCGAGCGCUGCGUCAUCGGCACCUACGUCCAGUACGCCGUCAAAGCCGCCAGCUACGACGACUACGUCAAGACGAUCAAUUUCGCCCAGGACAACAACAUCCGCCUCGUCAUCCGUAACACAGGCCACGACUACCUCGGAAAGUCGACCGGCGCCGGUGCCCUAGCGCUCUGGACGCACCACCUCAAGGACAUCAGCGUCGUGGACUACAAGUCCGCCGGCUACACCGGCAAGGCGCUCAAGGUCGGCGCCGGCGUCCAAGCCGGCGAGGCCCAGGCCGCCGCGCACGCAAAGGGGCUCGUUGUUGUGGGAGGCAACAGCCCGACGGUCGGUAUCGCGGGAGGCUACACGCAGGGUGGCGGUCACGGACCGCUUGUGUCCAAGUAUGGCCUCGCGGCCGACCAGGUCCUCGAGUGGGAGGUUGUCACCUCCGAAGGCCUGAGGAUCGUCGCAACCCCCACCAAGUACUCGGAUCUCUACUGGGCUCUGUCCGGCGGCGGUGGUGGCGUGUAUGCCGCCGUGCUAUCCAUGACGGUGAAGGCGUACCCCGACACAAUCGUUUCGUCUGCCAACUUGACCUUUACCAACGCUGGCGUCACGGACGAUGUCUUUUACGGCGCCGUCGGCACUUACUUAAAGACGCUUCCCGACAUUGUCGAUGCCGGAGCCGUCAGCAUCUGGUUGUUGGCCGCCGGCAUGUUCCUCGUGCAGCCGACGACGCUGCCCAACAAGACCAAGGAAGAGCUCCAGGCUCUGCUCCAGCCGACCCUCGAUGCGCUCGACGCCGCUGGCAUCACCUACGAUUUCAACAUUGGCCAGUACAACACCUUCUUAGACAGCUACAACGACAUGAACCCGGAACCGGCCGUCACCGAGUUCAACAUCGGCGGUCGUCUCAUGCCUCGGUCCCUGGUCGCCGACGACGCCUCGACCGCGACGCUCACUGACACGCUGCGUUCCAUCGCCAACGGCGGUGCCCUCGUGUCCGGUCUCACCAUCAAUGUCGCUCGGCCUGCGGGCGCGGUGGCCAACUCGGUGCACCCGGCGUGGCGCACUGCCCUCUUCUCGGCCGUUGUCGGAACACCGUACAGCCGGACCGACUUCUCGACGCUCGUCUCCGGGCAGAGGACGGUGACGGACACUAUCGUGCCGGCGCUCAAGGCGCUGACGCCCGGAGGCGGGGCGUACCUCAACGAGGCAGACCGUAACGAGGUCGAGUUCGAGACGACGUUUUACGGCAACAACUACGCCAAGCUCAAGGCAAUCAAGAAGCUGUACGACCCGCGCAGCACGUUCUACGCGCUGACGGGCGUGGGUAGUGACGAUUGGGAGGUUCGUAGUGACGGCCGGCUUUGUUCGGUGGCGUAA
Colletotrichum higginsianum IMI 349063 is the source of this 1755-nucleotide messenger RNA. Its product is annotated as FAD binding domain-containing protein. The transcript is spliced from 3 exons. The record is from RefSeq and is a predicted model, not a curated record. Gene Ontology annotation, molecular function: oxidoreductase activity; FAD binding. NCBI's taxonomy places the organism in Eukaryota, Fungi, Ascomycota, Sordariomycetes, Glomerellales, Glomerellaceae. The coding region runs from base 1 to 1755 and encodes 584 amino acids.